GGAGUUCUUUGGGGAGUCUCCCAUCCGAUUGAGUUCCUUCGCGCGCUGUUGUGUCUGCUAAUCGGAGACGAUACUGAUUUUUAUAAGCUUGAUACGGUUGCUCAGGUCUGGCAAUGAUUUCGCAGUUCUUCGUGCUCUCGCAGAGAGGCGACAACAUUGUAUUCCGAGAUUAUCGUGGCGAAGUACCGAAAGGAAGUGCUGAGAUCUUUUUCCGAAAAGUAAAAUUCUGGAAGGAAGACGGAGAAGGAGAUGCGCCGCCUGUCUUUAAUUUGGAUGGCGUAAACUACUUUCACGUGAAGGUUGUAGGACUCUUAUUUGUUGCGACAACAAGGAUUAAUGCAUCACCUUCUCUUGUUCUUGAACUUCUUCAAAGAAUUGCACGUGUUAUCAAAGAUUACCUUGGGGUUCUCAAUGAAGAUUCCCUCAGGAAAAACUUUGUUCUUGUGUAUGAGUUGCUGGAUGAAGUUAUUGAUUUUGGUUAUGUACAAACAACAUCAACUGAGGUUCUGAAGUCAUAUGUAUUUAAUGAGCCAAUUGUGGUUGAUGCUGCACGUUUGCCUCCCCUUGGUCCGGCUUCCAUUUUUGUGCAAGGGAGCAAACGGAUGCCAGGUACGGCUGUCACCAAGUCUGUGGUUGGAAAUGAGCCUGGAGGUAGAAAUAGAGAGGAGAUUUUUGUUGACAUAAUCGAGAAGAUUAGUGUUACAUUCAGCUCAAGUGGUUAUAUACUUACUUCAGAGAUUGAUGGUACCAUUCAAAUGAAGAGCUAUCUUACCGGUAACCCAGAAAUUCGACUUGCUCUUAAUGAGGACUUGAGCAUUGGAAGAGGUGGAAGGUCAAUCUACGAUUAUAGCAGUUCAUCUGGUGGAGGGACAGUCAUCCUUGAUGAUUGUAAUUUUCAUGAAUCUGUGCAUCUUGAUAAUUUUGAUUCGGACAGAACUUUGGUCUUGGUACCACCAGAAGGUGAAUUUCCUGUCAUGAAUUAUAGAAUGACUCAGGAAUUCAAGCCUCCCUUUCGUAUUAAUGCCUUAAUUGAAGAAGCAGGCCCCCUUAAGGCUGAAGUAAUUCUUAAAGUUCGUGCUGAAUUUGCCUCAAGCAUCACAGCAAACACGGUUAUGGUUCAGAUGCCACUGCCAACUUUCACGACAAGAGUCAGCUUUGAGUUGGAACCUGGAGCAGUAGGAAAUACAACUGAUUUUAAAGAAGCGACCAAGAGGCUUGAAUGGGGUUUGAAGAAGAUUGUUGGUGGAUCUGAACAUACUUUGCGUGCAAGGCUCACAUUUUCACAAGAAUCACAUGGAAACAUCGUGAAAGAAUCUGGACCUGUUAGUAUGACCUUCACAAUUCCAAUGUACAACGCUUCAAAGCUCCAGGUUAAGUACUUGCAGAUUGCAAAGAAGUCUAACACCUAUAAUCCGUAUAGGUGGGUGAGAUAUGUGACACAGGCAAAUUCAUACGUCGCUCGAUUGUGAAUGAACACACCUGAUAUUCAUAUUACAACAAGGUAAAACUUGUUUGAAAGAACAAGAACGUGGUCUACAAGAAAAAUCUGCAGACAUCUGUUGCUUGCCACAAUAGAUUAUGAUACUUAGCGACAGUUUAGAAAUUUGAAAAUUCCCAAGUUUUAGAUUCAGUCGUACUUGCGUAGAGUGUUUGUAUAACCUUUUAAUUAGAGUUUUCUCGAUUACUUUUUGGAUUAGGAUAAAAGAUGAUCAAAAUUAAAUUAGACCAGGAUAACAAGGAUCAAGACUCGUUCGGUUUGUGCCUCCAACAAAGAAACGUAGGCCUUGACCCAAGUUUCCUUCUCUCCUUUGUUUAGUGGUUUAGUUUCCUUCAUGCUUCAAUCAGCUUUAUUUCGUGAUGGAUGUUUUUUAUCCUUAUUUGAUCCUCCUCGACUUUUUGUGUUGGAUA
Messenger RNA from Cucurbita maxima (winter squash), 1908 nucleotides. RefSeq names its product AP-4 complex subunit mu-like. The record is from RefSeq and is a predicted model, not a curated record. Gene Ontology annotation, cellular component: trans-Golgi network; clathrin adaptor complex; cytoplasmic vesicle. Lineage: Eukaryota; Viridiplantae; Streptophyta; Magnoliopsida; Cucurbitales; Cucurbitaceae. The transcript has 14 exons. Bases 114 to 1469 code for a protein of 451 amino acids. Gene Ontology annotation, biological process: protein targeting; Golgi to lysosome transport.